Abrus precatorius (Indian licorice) is the source of this 1231-nucleotide messenger RNA. RefSeq names its product CASP-like protein 5A2. The record is from RefSeq and is a predicted model, not a curated record. Bases 244 to 798 code for a protein of 184 amino acids. The transcript is spliced from 5 exons. Lineage: Eukaryota; Viridiplantae; Streptophyta; Magnoliopsida; Fabales; Fabaceae. Gene Ontology annotation, cellular component: plasma membrane.
AGCACCAAACAAGAACAACGACAACUCUGCAAACCGACGCGUACACUAACAUUCAUUCAACGACUGCACUCUGCAGCCGCUCUUGUCCUCUUUCCUUCCACUACGGAUCCCAUUCCUCCCAAUCAUCAAACACCUUCCACUGCAUCUCUACCUCUUCUUCUCGUCAGAGUCUUUGAAGGAAACAAAUUUAUGGAUUUAGUGAAGAAAGUGUGAUGAUUAUGAAUUGAAGUGUAGAGAGAAGAAAUGAACGUGAGCCAUGCUUCGGUUCACCCAAUUGAAGAAGUUGCAACGACUGAAGGUGGUGCUGACCAAAAUGUUAACGUUAACGCUCCCAGGGUGAGGAUGAAGGAUAUUCAAGGCAUGCCUGGCACUGUUGGUGGCCUCUCUUUGCGAGUUUCUCAGUUUGUUUUCGCUGCUGCUGCACUUUCUAUCAUGACCUCCACUAGUGAUUUUCCUUCUGUUACUGCUUUCUGUUACCUUGUUGCUGCUGCCGGCUUGCACACUUUGUGGAGCCUGUCAUUGGCCAUUACUGAUGUAUAUGCUCUUUUAGUAAGGCGUUCUUUGCAGAACUAUCAAAUCGUCAGUUUGUUUACAAUUGGUGAUGGGGUCACUUCGACCCUUACAUUUGCAGCAGCCUGUGCUUCAGCAGGCAUCACAGUCCUUAUUGAUAAUGAUCUUGGAAGUUGUGCACAGAACCACUGUGUGCAGUUUGAAACAGCUACAGGCAUGGCCUUCAUUUGUUGGUUCACCACAGUGCCAUCUUUUCUUCUCAACUUCUGGUCCCUGGCUUCACGGUAAUUAAAAAAAAUUACACACAAAAACUUGAGAAACUUGGGCAGCUUGUAAAGUAAAUGCUGGUGUAAGGGGUUUGAUUGUUUUUUUCACCUGUCAAAGUUUUUUAAGCUUCAUUUCACGUGUUAGGGCCAACUGGUUGAAUGUUCUCCUCAUGAUCAAACCAGAGAGCUGGUUUGGGAUUUUGUAAUGUGGUAUAUUGCUUAGUCAUGUUUGGUGGUGGAGUAAGUAAACAUGACUUAUGAUCAAUGUAGUAAUGUGUCAAGAAACAUUCAAUAUUGGUGGCGUUUUUGGUAAUUUUAUGGUAUGAUUGAUUGAUUGGUCUUGGCCUAACAAACCGUGUUAUUGGGAUGUUGACAAAAAAAUUUCUUGUGUUAGGUAAAUGUAUUUUUAGUUCAUAGUUACUUUAUGUUUUUUCUAUAAUUAAUAUCAUUUUUUU